AGGAAGGUAAGAGAUCAACUGAGGGCACACAUGGGGGAGACACGAACUAAAUGGGACAGUACACACUGUUGACACACUCGUGUACGACAAAUACGUUGGUCUUAGAUCCAGUGACAAGGGAUUGCAGCCUAGUCCCGUGUUUUGUAUUUCAUAUGUAGGCCUAGCUGUUCUCUUUAAAUGUAAACAGAGUUCCAAUAAAGAAAAAAAAAAAGCUACACACCAUUGACUGAGGGUAAUCAGAGCGUGUGACUCGUCACCACUCCUUCGUCGCUAGCUUAGACGUGCCGGUGGAAACGAUGUGUAACUGUGUCAAGACUUCAAAACACACAUUGUAAUGAUGGAUACUUAAACCUGUCUCUUGAUUGAUAGCUAACUCUUUAAAUUCAGUGAAAGCGACAUAUGAUUCUGCCACAAAUUAAAAAAUGACGUCCGUCCAGUUAAUUAUAGCUUGCUUUUUAAUACCAGUCUCUGUGACGUCUGUGUGUACGGAGUGUGACCCUGACAUUCCUUCAAGAGAAACACCAAAAGACUGGUACAGAGACAAUGCUAUCCUGGAUAAGUCCUGCGGACCAGGGAAGUACAUCAACUCCCAGCAGCAAUGCGUUCCCUGUUUACAAGGGACAUUCAUGACAGCAGCCAUGGCCAAGACAAAGAAAUACAUUUUCUGCACGGCCUGCUUUAAGGUUGAGAUGCCCGAUCUUGAAGAGCUAGUGGCUGAAUGUAACAGCACGAGAGACGCUGAAAUCCAUUGCAAAGCUGACUUUUACCGAGGGCGGAAAUGCGAGUGUGAUUGGGAAUGCCUGCCGUGCUCUAUCUGCGGCAUCGGCUCCAAGCAGUUUCUGAACUACAAGAAGCGAGACUGCAACCAACUCCAAGACACUGUCUGCUGCGCAGAUGCUGAAGACACCCUGGAUGGAGACACGUGUGUUGCUGCCACGUCUGUAGCAACCACUACAACUAAAAGAGUGCCCACCACAACAGCUGCACCAGCUUACUCAGACGUUUAUGAGCACCAACAUGGUGCAUCGGGAAAUAAUAACAAUUCAGCUCAGAGAAAUCAAUUUCUGUCCAAGUUUUAUGUAUUUCUGGGAGUAUUAACUUUGCUCUUUUUGUAGUGUAAGCCUAAAAAUAAUUUUAUGAAUUCUAGUUAGCCUAUUUUUCUUCAUGAUAAAACUAGUGUUUUUUUUAAAUUUUAUAAAUGUUGGUUUCAAUUCCAAAAAAAAAAGUUCAUUGUAAGUUUGCAGGUAGUAAUGAAAAAAUGGGUUAGGCAUUAGGGGUUUUUAUUCCAUUUAGAAUGUUUUCAUUGAACCUGGAGUUAUCCCCUAAACACUAAUGACUAUAUCAAUUCAGUUUGUACCUGCCUAAAUUCUUCUUCUUGUGGAGAAAGCACUUAAUAAGAUAUAUACACUAAAAAAAACACAUAUUUUUUAAAAUGGUUUUGAUACGGUGGAAUAUGCUGUGGACAAUAUGCUAUCAGCAUGAGAUAUAUUAUUUGAUUGGUUUAGUUACAGAUAGUAAUGUCUGUUACAUAUUAGCUUUCAAAUCCUGAAGGAAAAUUGAUAAGAUUUUGGGUGGACAGUGAACAAUUUAUCAACAGAUAAGUACAUUAAUUAUCAAUAAUUAAGUAUCAACGGUCCAGAAUUUUAAAGAGUUCAAGAAUAAAAUAAGGGGUCUCAAUUAUUUCAUCUAAGAAUAAUUCUUGUGUCCACUGUGGUUCCUGUAUAUAAUUUUUUUUUCUAUAUAUAACAAAGUUGUCUACCUUUGCUUCUGCGUUUUUAUUUCAUCAGUUUUAUUUAGCAGAGGCAUAGCUAUGGUGGGGGAGGGAGGGGGAGAAUUUGAAAAUAGCCCCCGGCUCCCACUUGAGGGCGGCCCCCUAAUGAGUGGGUUUUUUUUUUACAUUAUUAAAUUUAUGCAAAAUACACGGGCCCCCAAAAGGUCAAGCCCCCUGGGCCUCCAAAUGAUGGCAAAUUCCUAGCUGCGCCACUGGUCAGUAGUGAUCUUUAUGAAAUAUUUGUAUUAUUCAAAUCUCAAAUUAUCACUUUUCAUUUUGCUUGUGUUAAAUUAUUAGUUUUUUUUUUUUUUUUAAUGCAACUCAAAAUGUUUCGCUUUUAUUUUGUCCUUGCUUUGAUUGCAAUCUCCUAUUUAUGAUGACUUUUUUUUUGUUACAAGUGUUCAAUAUUUUCAGCUAUUACUGUCUUCAACCAUGUACAUAUUUUCUUCUAAAAGUCUCUUGACAAAAAUCUAUUGUAAAAAUAGGCAGUAUGUAUGAUUUGAGUAUAUAUUUCUUUAGUGCUUCUUUUUGUAAGGAAAUAGGUGCCCGUACUCAGUGAUGGAUGGCCUGACUUUUAACUACUAUGAAAUUAAUAAUAAUUGUUAAAAUACAACAAAAGUAAUAAUAUUUUCCCCACAUUGAAAAAAAGUGCCGGUACGCCAUACCGGUGCGUAACCGUCACAAAAAAAGCACUGUGUUUCUUAAACUUUUGUUAUUAAUUUAAUGAAAUGCAUGUUUAAUUAUAAUAAUGAGCCAAAUAUAGUGCACCAAAUGGCUCCAAACAAAAAAAAAUGACUUUAAUGGGAUUGGCGGGUAUGUAUUCUGUUCGCAGGAAUUGAUGUAUAGAUUGUUCGCUGCAUUGUUAAAACUGUUAGAUACUUUACAUACGAGACAAUUCAUUUAAAUCUAUUUUUAGAAUUGGCUUGUUAUUUGAUUUUUUCCCUGUUUUCGCUGUUUAGUUUUGUUUUCUCUUUUUGCGUGCUUACAUUGGUAUUAACUUAAUAAUACUCAUUGUAAAAUUACAGCUAUACGGCACUAUUAAUUAGUUGAUGUAUCACUUAAUUUAAGCUAUACACAUAAAUAAUUAAUUUUAGGUUACAUACAAAAUAAGAAUCCAAUCCAGAUUUCACAGCUUAAAAUAAUCACUCUAUAAAAUAACACUUAUAUUUCUUAUAUAUUUUUUUCUCUUUCCUUUUCUACUCUGCUGUUAUAGUAGAGCUUUGAACUAAAGUUUUUGUAGAAGAAAAAAAAGAAACAACUGUAGUAAUAAGUGUUAAUGAGUAUUUUUUUUUUAAUGAUUAAACAAAUUGGAAGGGUUGAAUGAUAUUUUUUCUAAACACUAGGCCCUAUAAAUCUGUUAUCAGGCUGGUAUCAGGUUCAAAUCAUUCCCGCCUCACCUCACCCCCUCCAACACCAGGCUAACGGACGGCCAGUAUGAGGUUUGAUGUAGGGCUUUAAUCUCCCAAAUUUUUUUUUCUAUUUUUUUUUUUUAGGAAUGUUCAAGCUUAUAAAAAAACUACAAAUAUAUGAUGUAUUGUUAGACAUGUAAAUCUGUCCAUUUAUAUCUGCCAUUAAAGCACCAUUUGUAAUUUGUUUAGGUUAAGGAUCCAAAAGCUAUUUAUGAUGGGCCCAAAGGUUACGAAACAAUGCAGCAUUUUAUGUUGAUUCAAAAAUUAAAGAUGAUAUCUACUGGGGAUCAUGUGUCGAUUGUGACCUUUUUUCUCUCAAUGUGAUUUAUAUGUACCACAACGUGUCAAAUUUGUCAAAAUAUUUCUGUUUAAUAUUUGUGUCGUAGGAAAGGUUGCCACGUCCCGAAUUCUCCUAAAAUUCCACAAUAGUUUUUUUCCUCUACUAAUUUAGCCAGCCUACUAUUGAAACGGAGGGGACUUAAGAUUAACUUUUUUUUUAUUCCUUAAAUGUUAGUGAAACUUCUUAGCUGUAUGGGCUGCAGGGCGUGCACGUCAUGAUGACGUUACCAAGCAAUAACAAUUCAAAUUAUGUUAAUGUCCAGGAUAUGAAAAGACAAGUUCUGAAACGUGUGGGACGUGUGUGGGACAAGUGUGGAACAUGUGUGGGACAAGUGAGGAACGUGUGUGGGACAUGUGUGGAACAUGUGUGGGACAAGUGUGGAAUGUGUGUGGGACAAGUGAGGAACGUGUGUGGGACAAGUGUGGAACAUGUGGGACAAGUGUGGAACAUGUGUGGGACAUGAGCGGACUAUGUGUGGGACAGGUGCGUAAUAAGUGGGCUGACAAUUGUGGAGCAGCCUCAUUGGAUGCUUGAGAGAAUGAAUAACUUUACAUAUCUCCAUGGCGACCACUUCCAUAUAAACAAUUGGACUGCGAUAAACUCGAGUGAGAAAUGUAGAUGUGGUCCUGUGUUGGGGCCUUUAUAUUUCCUCACAAGGUUUAUAUUAAAAUGUCAAUAUUGGACACAACGUAAAAUUCCUUGUAUAAUCAUUCCAUACUGGCAGCAUGAUUUAAAUGUUUCUUUCUUGGUAUUUAAUUAGAACUCUAUUUUAUAUGCACAUUUUAAUUGUCUGAUCUUGUAAACUAUUCUACAAUUAUAGUGAUGUACUUCCUUUUAAUAAAAUUAAUAGAUUUUUUCUUGAA
Molecule: messenger RNA, 4383 nt
Organism: Biomphalaria glabrata
Lineage: Eukaryota; Metazoa; Mollusca; Gastropoda; Planorbidae
Exons: 4
Coding region: 423-1115 (230 amino acids)
Molecular function (GO): protein binding
Source: RefSeq, a predicted model, not a curated record